GUUGGCGCGCGGCUGUGCGACCAGGGCCAUCGGGCCAGGAUGGUGGACACGGAGAGCCCGAUCUGCCCCCUCUUCCCGCUCGAGGCCGAUGACCUGGACAGCCCGCUGUCGGAAGAGUUCCUGCAGGAAAUGGGCAACAUCCAGGAGAUUUCUCAGUCCAUCGGCGAGGACAGUUCCGGGAGCUUCAGCUUCACGGACUAUCAGUACCUAGGGAGCGGCCCGGGCUCGGACGGGUCCGUCGUCACAGACACCCUCUCGCCGGCCUCCAGUCCCUCGUCGGUCACGUGCCCCGUGGUCCCCGGCAGCGCCGACGAGCCCUCCAGCACGGCGCUGAACAUCGAGUGCAGGAUCUGCGGGGACAAAGCCUCCGGCUACCACUACGGGGUUCACGCGUGCGAGGGCUGCAAGGGCUUCUUCCGGCGAACGAUUCGACUGAAGCUGGUCUAUGACAAGUGCGACCGUAGCUGCAAGAUUCAGAAAAAGAACCGUAACAAGUGCCAGUACUGUCGCUUCCACAAGUGCCUUUCAGUUGGGAUGUCCCAUAACGGUAGCAAUUCGCUUUGGACGGAUGCCAAGAUCCGAAAAAGCAAAACUGAAAGCGGAGAUCCUCACGUGCGAACACGACGUAGACGAUUCCGAAACCGCGGAUCUCAAGUCCCUGGCCAAGAGGAUCUACGAGGCCUACCUGAAGAACUUCAACAUGAACAAGGUCAAGGCCCGGGUCAUCCUCGCCGGCAAGGCCAGCAACAACCCACCGUUCGUCAUACACGACAUGGAGACGCUGUGCAUGGCCGAGAAGACGCUGGUGGCCAAGCUGGUGGCCAACGGCAUCCAGAACAAGGAGGCGGAGGUCCGCAUCUUCCAUUGCUGCCAGUGCACGUCCGUGGAGACCGUCACGGAGCUCACGGAGUUCGCCAAGUCCAUCCCCGGCUUCGCGGGCCUGGACCUCAACGACCAGGUGACCCUGCUGAAGUACGGCGUCUACGAGGCCAUAUUCGCCAUGCUGUCGUCCGUGAUGAACAAGGACGGCAUGCUGGUGGCCUACGGCAACGGCUUCAUAACGCGCGAGUUUCUCAAGAGCCUCAGGAAGCCCUUCUGCGACAUCAUGGAGCCCAAGUUCGAUUUCGCCAUGAAGUUCAAUGCCCUGGAGCUGGACGACAGCGACAUCUCCCUUUUCGUGGCCGCCAUCAUUUGCUGCGGAGAUCGCCCUGGCCUCCUCAACGUCGGGCAGAUCGAGAAGAUGCAGGAGGGCAUCGUGCACGUGCUCAAGCUCCACCUGCAAAGCAACCACCCAGACGAGGCCUUUCUCUUCCCGAAACUUCUGCAGAAGAUGGCGGACCUGCGGCAGCUGGUCACCGAGCACGCGCAGCUGGUGCAGGUCAUCAAGAGGACCGAGUCGGACGCGGCGCUGCACCCGCUGCUGCAGGAGAUCUACAGGGACAUGUACUGAGGCUCGGGAGUGGACACGGAGCGAGGGACUGUUCAGAGGUGCCGGCGCUGCAGAGGAGUGGGAUCAAGGCCGCCUUUCCCGCGGUCGCUGGUUAACCCCUGGGACGGACCGCGCGCCCGAGGUAACGGGACCGUCCUCGCUGCCUCCCUUCACCCAGUUCGCGCUUCUGAGCGCGCCGUCGGGGCGUGGAGAACUUGGGGAGUGGUGUGUGGCCGGCCGCCCUGAGCCUGCCUGGCGUUAGAUCGCUGCAGAUUUCCUUACGUCGCAAUAGUGAUUUACCGCGGAGUUUAUCUGGUGACCUCAGAAUCAUGGUCUGUCUUCCCCGGGCACCACUGCGGACCGCUGGGCUCCUUUGUAAUCUUGAAAACUAAUCAGCACUUUUUAACUUUUGUAAUCCUGUAUAUCUAGAUGUAACCAAAGGUUAGCUAUUUUAAAAGCUGCAAAGUAUUUAUUCGGAAGGCUUCGGUUCCGGUUCCUGAA
Miniopterus natalensis is the source of this 1930-nucleotide messenger RNA. The record is from RefSeq and is a predicted model, not a curated record. Lineage: Eukaryota; Metazoa; Chordata; Mammalia; Chiroptera; Miniopteridae.